Molecule: messenger RNA, 3325 nt
Organism: Aedes aegypti (yellow fever mosquito)
Lineage: Eukaryota; Metazoa; Arthropoda; Insecta; Diptera; Culicidae
Exons: 3
Coding region: 1415-1714 (99 amino acids)
Source: RefSeq, a predicted model, not a curated record
AUAGUCGAGGAGCCCCAAUCGCUACCGUAGUCAUCGCAUCCACCACCAGUUGGUAUCACGCCAGCGAUCGGCUUAGACGUUCAGUUCCAUUCAUCCCCCCGAGUUCGCAACGCAACCAUAUGCCCCGAGUAGAGCGUGUGAGAAAACCAGAUUUCGCUCCCCGAACAAGGAAAGUUUUGCCCGCGAAUUUCGUUUCUACCGUCCAGCGGACCAGUUCUGGAUUAUUAAGGGUUGUGCACACCUACCUGUAGAUCCGUCCCGUCCGUCGUCAGUUCUUGGAGGUCAGUAAGUCGCCAAGUAUCGCUACCGUAUUGUGUGACCUGUUCGACGACGACAAAAACGGGUCGAGUGUGUCGUGAUAUGCUAAUUAGGUAGGUCGUCUACGCAGUUGAUGAAUGAACCUGCAGCAAUCAAUGUGGGAGUAUUGCAUUGGCUAGUGCUAAGUAGUGUCCGGAUUGCACAGUUUUGUCCCGCCGACGGGACCGUAGAAGAGAAACGAAGAAGAAGUGCAUCGACGACGACGACGACCGAAGUGCAGUUAUUGUGUCUUUGUGUGCCUUCGAGUGCUCGUUUUUGCGAAGAAAUUGUGUGUCGUGUUGGCUCCAGUUAACCUGCAAUCCACGCAAUCAGCUGCUAUGCUGCAGUGAUGCAUGUGCUGUAAUGAUCGGUUUUAUGUGAGAGUUGGAAAAGAAAAAAAAACAGAAAUCUACGCAGCGACGACCCGAUGCAUGCAGCGGUCAGUGGAUUUUUAGAGGCCAAACAGUCAAUCAGCAGCAGUGUGAACUAACAGCGAUUUCCAAAUUGUGUAAGACGAAUAGCUUCUUGCGUUUCUGUGAGCGACCUGAGCCGCCAAUUUGGAGGUGUGUACCUACUCAAGCGAAGGGGCUUGAGAUAACUCAGUCAAUUGCGUCGCCAACGCACGGAUAUCAACUGAGCAGUUCUGUUGCUCAGCGUCGAGGGAUUAUCGGAUAGCGCGAGAAAAAGAUUGCAGCUAUCAUCAGCACUAACCCCACCGACUCAGUCAUCCUCCCAAUUUAGGGUAGUACAGGAGGACACUCGAACCAUCAUCAACCCCCACGUCGUCAUCGUUGUCUGUCUGACAAACAACGAACCGAGGCAGCAGCCAUCCUCUGGAUUGUUCCGUUUUUUUUUCCUGGCGAAAACGAGUUCACAGUCUGGUGAAAGGAGCAGUCAUAGAAUCAUCAAUAACAACCAUUUCCAAAACGGUUGAUUAGAACCACGGAAGUGACAAACGACAAACGAAACUGAGCGACAACCCCCCCAAAAAAAAAAGAACAGUGCAGAAACCGGUGCAAAUUGCGAGUUUCUUUUUGGGGAAAACCCACGAAUCGGAAGACACCUCGGAAGACAGGCGAGGAGGAUUUGCUUUCGAUUAUCGCGACUGCAACGUUGCAUGGACACAAUGACGAUUUCAGCCAUCCCCCCGGAGGAGCCCAUCUGGUGCCUGGAGCGCCGCCCAUCCGGCCACCUCUGCUGGCGGCGGGAGUCCUCCAAGGUCAAGUUCCGCUUCGACGUCGAAGUGCUCGAGUUCACCAAGGAUCCCUGCGAAGACCAACUGCUGAUCACCGACAGCGAGCUGAAGGACAAAAGCGGCCACCAUCAGCUGGCCAACAUGUUCGUGGUGUGUGCGACCUGUGUGGCGGCCAUUGCCGUGACGGUUAUUGUGCCCUGGUUCGUGCUGACGUCGGCGUAGGCAGGAUCAGGACCAUGGUGCGGUCUGCUCAGCGGUUAUCCGAGAGAUAUUCAUGUUAGGUGAUCAGAAGUGAUCGAUCGUGCACACGUACACUCACUCAUACUCCCACACGUGUUAGCUUAGGGAUGCAACGAUUUCCACUGUUUUAUUUUUGUAAAAAGAAUAUGUGAAUAUCCAUGAACGGCACACGUGUCUCUUCGGUAAAAGUGAGGUUAGAAUUCAUCUCCAGAAGAUGGAAAGCGAUUGUUUCUAGUUUUAACAUUUGAUAAGAGACCUAUUUUAGGGAAAGUGAUUUUCAGAGAAGGUUUUAUACGAAUGAUAAGGAUGUACAUAUAUAUUUGUUAGGGAACUUUUAGUGUUAUUGUAUUAAGGAGUCACCAGUUGCCUUUUACUACGAAAUGCAUGAACCGAUCUUGAACGAUCGUUUUGGAAUGUUUAGAAAACUCACAACUUAUUAAUCGAUACCAAGAACCAAGAUAAAUAAGCAAACCCCCGUACUCGUGCUUGUAUAUUUUUAGAAGAAUUUUUCGCAUCUUUUAAACACAAAACGAAACGAAAACAAGACGCGUCGAUGAAAGGUCUUCUUUCAGAACGAAUAUCUACUGUGGGAAAAGUGCAGCAAAGGCGAAGUAAUUGGUCGGGGUCCACCGUUUGCGGAAACGAUUGGGAAAACAAGUCGCUCCAUUUGUUGGGGGCUUGUGUGUUUGGCGUACGAAAAUAACCUCCCACCGAUAGCGCCUUCAACUCAACUUUACCCCCAAAGUUGACGCACUAGGGUGGCCCAUAAUGGUCAAAGUUCAAACAUCUUAAGUUACACCACCAUUUCUUUUAAAAUUUGAAUAUACCUAUAGCACGGGCAGGGCUUGCUCGAUUUCCUCCAUACAAAUUUAAAGCUCAUCUAACCUCAAUUUCAACUCAAACAUUCACAUCAGCAUCUGAGGACCUAUGUAAACAAAUUUGGCGCUGUAACUUAGGAUUUCAAAAGUUUGAUUUUUCUCAUACAAAAAUGAGCCACUCUAAUACCCACACAAGAUGGGGUAAAGAAAUUAAGCGCGUAGUACGUAUCUGUCUGGACGGUCGGUGAUGGUCGGUCAUUGUGGCGAAAAUGUUUAUGUGCAUUAUUUCAGAAAAUUGGAUAUUCGGUAGAGUGUUGCGCUAAUCUUGUUGUUGCAAGUGCCAGACACAGACUGAUUGUUGAUUUUCCACCGUAAACAAAAUGUGAUCAUUUGGCUUCGAGCACGCACCUGGUAGAUCAGUCGGAGUGAAUUUGCUGAAUGAGAAAUGUGGAAGGUAGAACGGAUCUGGUUUUGUGUUUCUAAGGAGGAUGUUAUUUGUAUAUAGUGAGUAGUCUGUCUGUUUCAGAAUGUACUUUUAUAAUCGUGAUAGGAAAUGAUGAAGUUCUGAAGUACCUAACUCAAUAUUAUGCUUUGAAGGGUCUUGAGUGUGUUUCACUGUCUUUCUUCCACAAAAGGGAACGGUAAAAGGUGAUAUUGAACGAAAUAGUUCGCAAAUAACUUUAUACAUAUUGUAUGUUAUCAAGUGAUAAUAGCGUUUAGAAGAAGAAGCAUGAGAAAAAUAAGGAGAAAUAAAACGAAUAUUUAAUGAGAGAAA